This is a messenger RNA of Coniophora puteana RWD-64-598 SS2, 2690 nucleotides long. RefSeq lists its product as uncharacterized. Bases 709 to 2298 code for a protein of 529 amino acids. NCBI's taxonomy places the organism in Eukaryota, Fungi, Basidiomycota, Agaricomycetes, Boletales, Coniophoraceae. The transcript has 5 exons. The record is from RefSeq and is a predicted model, not a curated record.
CAUGUCUGUCCUCAAGACCAGCGUUCAACGUUGUAGACGACGAAGAGCCCCAUGCUCGCCUCAUCGAUCAAUAUAUGCGCACAUUAUCCCCGUUGACCCUCGGCUCGUCUUGUCCCUGACCCACCUGAUACACUUAGCACCCGCUAGCAUGCAUUAGCGCACCCUGAGGGUGACAUCCUCAAUCCCCCCUCUGCCUCCAGCAUAACACGUUUCCAGUCGGCUCAACACGGCUUUAAUCCUCGCUUUUUGAAGCCCCCUCGAAUCACUCACCCCCAUUUCUCUCGUGCGCCUCAAUUUGCUCGCUCCUCACCUCCAGAAGAUUCGCUUGGACGUCAUCGGUGAGAAAAGGGUAUCAGAAGCAGCCCCGGCACAUCUUGGGACCGCCUAACCACUCACGAGAACGCCAGUCGUGUGUACUAGUGCCGAACUGGGUUGAGUAGUUUGGACCUAUGUACGUGGCAAUGGCGCAAUUUGUCAGCUCCAAAGGGCUCCAUAUUGGAAUCUCAUCUCUAUAUACCAUCCCAGCUUCACCCCCUCGCUCUUGAAAACGAACCAUCACUCGCGGUCCUUCAGUUCACCUUCAAUAACGAAAAGAUAUCGAGACAUUUCACUCCUAGACUCGACGAAGAGUUCAAUCAAGCAGUUCUGACGUCACGAAGCAUACUUUGUUGUCAAGUUCCCAUACUCCAGAUCGCAGCUGAUCGACAAAUGUUUUCCUUCAACGUGAACUCCUCGAGUCCGAGAGGAGACAUGCCCCAGAGGAUGAAUAUACUCCUUCGGGCACACACCGCUCCCAUUGGCUGUUGCUCGUACGACAGUAGCGCCUUAUCGCCCUCCAACUCCCACGCACCCUCCUCCUCGCAAGACUCCUUCUACGACGACGACUUCCGCCAGUUCCUCAAGCGCAUUCGGUCGUCCGCAGGGCCACGGGCGGCGGCAUCCACCCCAGCACCAAAGAGCGCCAGCAAUGCCAACCAGAAACCCUCACUAGGGCGCAGCAUAUCGACUAGCUCGGCUCCCGCCAUCGCCACUCCACUAGCACAUGUACCAGCACUAACCACAAUCAACAAGAUUCCCACAGAGCUUCUCCAGGAGGUCUUCAAACGCUGCCUCCCCAGCUCAUUCGAAUCCGCAGACCCCUACAUCACCCCGGAUGCACGCAGUGCACCACUGCUCUUCGGCCAGGUGUGCCAGCACUGGCGCGCGGUCUCUCAUACGUCGUCUGAGCUCUGGUCGAGCCUCGCAGUAAAGCACACGUCCCGCGCUGCUCACCGUGCCCUCGUGCGCGCUUGGCUCGCGCGCUCAAGAGGACGGAAGCUCGCGAUCUCGUUCGUGAGCAGUGUUCAUCUCCCUGCUACCCUCGAGGCGCCCUCGGAUCAGUCUGACGCGGGCGAAGGUGGCGUCCCAAGCAUCGCAGAGAUUCUCGCGUCGCAUGCCGAGCAGAUCCACACCCUCUCACUCCGCGCCUCCUGGCCUGUCAUCGAGUCCCUCCUCCUGCGCCUCUCACACCUACCCCAUCUCACCUCCCUGUCGCUACAUCAGCACCCAGGCUCCUACUCUGUGCACAUCACACCCGGGCUCCUCGCCUCCCCCAAGCUCCUCCCCGCCGUGCGCUCGCUCUCCCUCUCACGGUGCUCCGACGCGUGUAUCACCGCACAACCCGCGCUCGCCGCGCGCCUAACCACCCUACGCGUCACCCUGCAACGCGGGUUCGACCUCGCUGCAGUCCUCGCCGCGUGCCCAGCGCUGGAAGCGCUCACAGUGCGCACGCCGGGGUACCCAGACAACAACCUCGUGCAUCUCCCGCCCUCCAACGGGCACGGCGCACCCAGCGCCGAGUCCCCGCUCGUGCACGCGAACCUGCGCGCGCUCGAGCUCGAGCUCGACGAGUGCGCCGAGCGCUCAGCGUACCUAUCCUACCUCGCCGGUGUGCUACGUGCGCUCGCGCUCCCAGCGCUGGGGCGCCUGGCGUGCACGCUGUUGAACGAGGACGACGAGGACGUGUGCGUGUCACGCUGGGCGCUGCUCGGCGCUGUGCAGGGCCUUGCGGCGCGCGCGGAACGCCCGCUCGAGCGCGUGGCGUUCGUUGGGUUCGCGCCGGUGCGUCGCGCGAGCGAGCGGGAGCGCGUGGUCAGGGCGACGAACGCGAAGGAGGUUGGGUUUGUGCCUGCAAGGGCGCGGGCGGUGCAGAGCGUUUGUCAGCGGGACGAUACUAGAAUGAGGAGUAGUGCUAGUACUGCGAAGCUGAGGAUGGUGCAGGGGCUAGGGCUGGGGGAAGAGGGCCCGUGUUAUCUUUGAGCCCAAGGUUAACGACGUAGGUGGAUUUGAAUGAUGGCACGCACCCAAACGACGUAUACCCGAAUGGCACGCACAGUGGCCUUUGCUCUCUGCUCACUCUUGUUUCUUCCCCUGCAUCAUACCAAGCAUUCCGUCCGUUCACCAAUGAACCCAACUUCAGCCACUCGACAUCGUAUUCACUAGCAUUUGGCUCGCCCUUGCUUUGACUUCUUGCACGGGUUGCCGAGGUUGGCGGAGAUUCAAAUUCAAAUGGCCUUCCAUUGGAUGCUGGCACAGCCAAUCCGUAUUGGAGUGUCCGUGUCAGCACAUUGUGCUGCGUGCCGCGCUUUAAGCUUUAAGUUCGACGGUAACGAUGGCCUUCAAUUCAACUCGUGCAUCAUGCUAUCCAUUCG